CCACUGUUAUUCUAACUUGCUAACGCGAUGUAGAGAGUAACCGCCAUUCUCGAAUCAUCUGCUAAAUCAAGUUUUGACAUGUGAAUGAGUUUAUAAACCAAAACAGUUACUGUUGUUUACCCACGUGUAGACCAGAACAAGUCAGACCUACAGAAAGCACCAUGGAUAAGCCACAAAUUAUUGCUCACAUCCAGAAGCCUUUGGAAUACACUCUUUUCGAUGCUAAAUGGGUUCCAUGUUCUGCUAAGUUCGUGGUAAUUGGGGGAUUUGCAAGGGGAACAGGGGCAAUACAGGUGUAUGAAGUAUCACAUGGCGACGUCAAACUGGUUCACAAGGUUGAAAAGGCCAAAACAUUUAAAUGUUCAACAUUUGGAGCAUCAACACUGCAGCAACGUUUCCUAGCAACAGGGGAUUUUGAUGGGAAGAUGCAGAUGUGGAACCUCGAGUCCACUGAACUGCCUGUGUAUUCAGUGAAGGCCCACAAGGAGAUCAUCAACUGUAUUGAUGGUGUGGGAGGCCUGGGUAUAGGAGAAGGGGCACCUGAGAUUGUCACAGGCAGUCGAGAUGGGUCUGUGAAAGUUUGGGAUCCCCGACAGAAAAAUGACCCAGUGGCAACAAUGGAGCCAGGGGAAGGAGAGACAAAGAGAGAUUGUUGGAGUGUGGCUUUUGGUAAUGCGUACAACGCCCAGGAGAGAUGCGUGUGUGCUGGAUAUGAUAACGGGGAUGUCAAGCUGUUCGACCUCAGAAACAUGGCACUCAAAUGGGAAACAAACAUAAAAAAUGGGGUGUGUGGUGUGGAGUUUGACAGGAAGGACAUCAACAUGAACAAGCUGGCAGCCACAACCCUGGAGGCCAAGUUCCAUGUGUUUGAUAUGAGGACCCAGCAUCCCAAGAAGGGCUUCACAGGCUUGUCGGAGAAAGCACACAAGUCCACAGUGUGGUUGGCACGGCAUCUGCCCCAGAACAGAGAUAUCUUCAUGACAGGUGGAGGCAAUGGAUCCCUCAACUUGUGGAAAUACUCCUACCCCGACAAGCGUGUUGUAGAAGACGGUGACGGUGUCGCCAUGGGAGUAGUCGGCUCGGUCAACUUGUUGCAGAAUGUCACAAUGUCCACUCAGCCAAUCAGCAGCUUUGACUGGAGCCCAGACAAGGAGGGACUUUGUGUGUGUACAUCAUUUGACCAGAACCUCCGAGUGUUGAUUGUUACCAAGCUCAACAAAGUGUAACAAACAGCUUACAUGAAACACCAGUUCACCCAUAUCGGAGACAUUUCACGGAAUGGUGCAUGCAUUAAAUCAUUCACAGCAUACAGUGUAUUCAAUCUCAUCAAAAUCAGAUCUCCCAUACAAUUCCUCUCUCUAUGACAAAAUCUCAUCACACCUCAGUAGAAGGUCGUGUCAGGUGAACCUUUUGUGAACUUUGACAACCAUUGUAAAUAAAGGUUGUUUUGUUCCUUGAGCCUAUGUCAGCUUUGUAAAACACAUUUUUGCUUCACUCAUUGCCUUGAUUUGGAAAUUUCUAUCUAUUAAGCAAAAUAGAAAAAUGCUAGAAAAUGCAAAUAUGCCCUUGAUAGUACACUCUUUUGGAUAUAGAUGAUGUAACACUCAAAGAAAAAACAUCAGGAUGUGUAAAUUACCCACAAUACUAUAAUGUUUUGUUUUCACAUUAGGUUAUAGUCAUUUUCAAGAUACAGAAAUCAGAUGUACUUGUCUGAAUGCUUCGCUCGUUCGCACUGAGACUUGGUUGAUUGGAGAGUUCACCUGAUAAUGGCGGUAUCCUGAGAUCUCCACACAGUGAGGUAUUGUCUCAAGAGUAGGGGAUUGGAUUGCAAUGGGACUGAUAGUGUAUUCCACUUGGUCAUACUAGUGUCAUUGCAGGGAAAGUGUCCAGCACCCGCCCACACAUCCCAAGCAAUCUGCUCAGUCUCCAUAGCAUCCUUUGGGGGUUGCAUUUUUUACAUUGUUGAAAAAAACUGAAUCAUUUUCUCGGUUAUUUAUUUCAGGUAUAUUUAUAAGCAUUAUUGAAAUGUUUUAAUUUUCUGUUCAGUGAUUUCCAUAUUUUUGUAUGAGACAUUUUGUACUUGAUAUGUAUAUACUGUGUUGACAUUCCCCCACACUGAUGGUUGUCCGUCCAGCGUGGUCACAGAGUUGUGGUCCACAUCACUCAUCUUGUUCUACAUCGGAUGUGGUCAUAAAAUUGUAUCAUGAAUCCAAAA
Messenger RNA from Haliotis rufescens (red abalone), 2215 nucleotides. Its product is annotated as dynein axonemal assembly factor 10-like. NCBI's taxonomy places the organism in Eukaryota, Metazoa, Mollusca, Gastropoda, Lepetellida, Haliotidae. Gene Ontology annotation, molecular function: ubiquitin binding. Bases 162 to 1226 code for a protein of 354 amino acids. The transcript is spliced from 8 exons. The record is from RefSeq and is a predicted model, not a curated record.